This is a messenger RNA of Phragmites australis (common reed), 956 nucleotides long. RefSeq lists its product as uncharacterized. The coding region runs from base 198 to 641 and encodes 147 amino acids. The transcript is spliced from 3 exons. Gene Ontology annotation, molecular function: heme binding. Gene Ontology annotation, cellular component: membrane; intracellular membrane-bounded organelle. NCBI's taxonomy places the organism in Eukaryota, Viridiplantae, Streptophyta, Magnoliopsida, Poales, Poaceae. The record is from RefSeq and is a predicted model, not a curated record.
ACCAAACGCUGAGCAAAGACAAAAGAGGCAGCUCUGUUGGCGUGCUCACCUCACCUCAGCUCCCUUAGCUCCGCUUCACCGCUCGCUUGCUCCAACCUCCAAGCCACCAAGAUUUCUCAUUUCCGUCAGCGCCUCGAUAUCUCUCUCUUCCCCGUCCGGAAGGAAAAGCCAAGCAAUAGAGGGGUCCAAGGCCAAUCAUGGCGGAGGAGGCCAAGAACCUCUUCUCCGCUUCAGACGUUGCACUCCACGCGUCCAGGAAGGACUGCUGGGUCGUCAUCCAUGGCAAGGUGUAUGAUGUGACCAAGUUCUUGGAGGACCACCCGGGUGGAGAGGAUGUGCUCCUCCAUGCAUCAGCCUCUGGGGAUGCCACAGAGGCAUUUGAAGAGGUGGGACACAGCACAUCAGCCAUCAGCAUGAUGGACUGCUACCUGAUCGGAAGCAUCGAGGGCUAUGUGCCUCCGAGCGCAUCAAAGGCUACAGAUGCUGCGAGUGUCGGUGCACCACCAAAUUCCAGGACAAUGCAAGGGAACAAAGGCCCUCCUAAUCCGAAUACCUUCCUGGAUUUCCUACUCCCGUUGUUUGUGCUUGGUCUGGCGUUUGCAGCUUGGUAUUACCAAACCUUCGUCUCCAAGGGCAAUUAAUUUCAGUGAGGCUUGGAAUUAUUGCUCAUCAUUAGAUUGCCAGGGUUGCUUCAGUGAUACAUUUAAAGAAGUUAAAAUUGAUCUUACGGUACUUCGUAGUUGAACGAUGUUUUUAACUGUUGUUUAUGUGGUAUGUAGACGAAUGAAGACAAAGAAUUCGUCGUGUUUUGCUUUAUCUUUCAGGAAGUUGUAGGAUUUUCCUUGGAAAUCCUGUUCCUAUUUGUGACAGCAAUGCCAGCGCAGAGUUGUAUGAUUACUGAAUGGGAGAAAUUGUACAUAUUUUUGCUUUGAAUGAUUUUUUUGGGUGAGGAUUCA